ACACAGCAAAAAACAACAACAUUUUAUAGAGUGAAGAUUAUCAAGUUGGGGCACAGCGUUAGUAGGGCGGAACAUAGUUAGUGCUGUAGGUUUGGAAGCUGUUGGAUUGGAAAGCCUCUCGUCGACAUUUCGGCAAUCAUUUUGUGAUCACACCGUGUCAGCAAUCAGCAGAGAGCAAGCCAAGGAGAGCUCAGUGGGGACAACGUAGUUAAAAAACAAUGAGCAAUGAUGGCGUCCAGUGGUAACAGUGAAGAUUCCUGGUGGGGAGGAUGGAUCAAAGCAGCCAAAGAGAAGUCUUCUAUUGCCUUGGAGCAAAUGAAGAGGGACCUGAAUGAGUUUGGUAGCACUGUGCAAAGAGAUACAUCAUCUGCUGUCGCUACAUCGGCAGAAGUUAUCCAACACAAUCUUAAAACUGACCCUAAUGAGUCUUCAACAACCAGUCGUGUCAAGCAGGGAUUCUCCAAUAUGCUGGGCGGAUUAUCAGAGACUUUUGCUCCCAAAGAUCCUAGAAAAGAGUCUGACCCUCGCAUUGUAUUGCAUAAGAGUGACCAACACAUCUUCGAUAAGGCAAAGGCUCGUCUUUAUGCUAUUCAAGUUUCUCCAGGCACAUAUUGUAAUGAUCCCGAUGGACCACCAUGUUUGUAUGAAGACUGGUUGGCUUCAUUUGAUACAGAUGAAUACAAAGGGGAAAUCUCUGAUUUGCUGGUGGCCAAUACUGAUGUAAGGGCAAUCUACACUAAGCUGGUACCUGCAGUUGUAUCCAAUGCUGAUUUUUGGGGACGUUACUUUUAUAAAGUUGAUCAGUUGAAGCAAGAUGAAGCAAGGAGAGCAGCACUGAUGGAACGUGCUGAUAUGACAUCCUCACAAACACUUGAUGAUGAAGAGCUUCAAUGGGAUGAUGAUGAAGAUGACUCUUCAGUUUCAUUUCAUCAUCACAGCAGCAACAUCCAAACAUCAAUAACUAGUAAACGGGCGAGUGAACGAUUGAAAGCAGACGAUUACAACGUGAUAGAAGUAUCCAACAUUGAUAAACCACUUGAUGAAGAAGACAGCGAAAAGGAAUCUAUGCAUUGUCAUGAUUCAGAAACAUCAUUGAUUCAUCAGAAUCAAAUUAAACAAUUCAACAGUGAAGAGAAGGGGAUACAAAUCAUGACUGAUACCAGUGUUGAACACCUUAAUGACACACCGAUUCAAGUGAGAACAGCCCCAGACAUGCCAGAUCAGAUGCCUUUGGUAUCUACUGCUGCUGAUGAAACUGAACUAGAUGGAACAUGUGAUACUAGUGCUGGUGAAGAAGGUAGAUUGGAGACUGAUCCUACAAAAUGUGAUCAACGUUUAACGGAACCAUUGAUGAUAUCAACCCAGGAACCAUUGAUGGUAUCAACCCAAGAAAGUACCAGUCAACAAUCAAAUAAGGUUUCACCAACUGUAUCAGAAACAAGUAAUAAAGGUUCAAGUCUUAGUGACGAUUGGGAGAAGGAUUUUGAUGACAUUGAUGUAUCGGAGGAAGAUCUUGAAGUAGCAGUCCAUCAGACUGGAAAUACCAACGAGGAAGUUGAUCUUGAUGAUUGGGAAAGCUGGGAAUAGAUGUCAUUGUACAUUGGAGUAAACUAGAUUCUUUGACAUGUUCAUGUUAAUACCAUUAAUGAUUACCUAAUAACCAUGUUUGUGAAGCUCUGUUGGUGUUUCUGUUUGACUUUCUUUGGGUUUGUUCACACGAAGCUAACUUCACUGCUAUCUUCGCUGCUAGCUAAUAGCGAAAAUUUGUUGACAGUGUGAGCGAAGAAAUAGUAAACUACAAUGCUUACUUGGAGUUAGCAGCGAAAUUUUCGAAGUAAUUUCAACUAAGCAGCGAAACUUAUACUUUGUCCGCAUAUAAAGAAUUUAGAAGUGUGUUUUUCACGUGUGAACGCAACUGACGCUACGAGGCUGUAAACAUAAUGAUUUUUCGAAUAUUCAGCUUGAUGUUUUCGCUGACGUUUAUUUUUUCUCCUGGUGUUGCACGUAGGCCUUGACAUUUUCCCUCACUUGCUGUGCAAAAAUAUUGAAGUUUUUUACAUUUUUUACAUUUUCUUAUUUUGACAGCUAAAUCAUACUCAAAAGGCGACAAAAUCGGCCACUUUGACGACCCAUGUUUGUAAAUUAUCAGUACGAUCUGAAAAUGUAUCCUAUGGCCGGCCACGUGCUCAUCCUCCUUCCCAUCCACAGGCAAUGUACUAUGACAUCGUGCACUAAUGUAUGGGGACGAAAUUGUAACACGACGCAGUGACAAAAACAGAGCAAAACAAAAUACAUUUGUCAUUUAAAAUCACUGGGAAUUUAAAUAAACUACAGUCAAUGCUAACUGAGAAAAAAAUACGGAACUUUAAAAUACAAUGUAGAAUUGCUGCGAACUUGAACAAAACUAUAUGGAACAUUGCAUGUUUUACAUACAUAGGCCUUAACUUUCUAACGUGCCAACUCUGGCUGGCUUACUGCAACCAUGCCUUGUGUGAUCGCAAGGUACUUUGUAGCUAAGUUGUUUGGUCAUGCGUAGCCCAGCUGUGAAUAUUUAGCAGCAAAGUUAGCAGUGAAGUUAGCUAUAACAUGCUCUAUGAGGUUAAACCUAAUCAUACACAAACCAGUAGGACUGCUGACUUCCCCAGGCAUGCCAGGCAGUUUAACUGCUUAUUCAUUAAGAGUCUCUGCCUGUGAGAAUGGACCAAGUUGGGGACAGCCACUUAUAAUAUCUUGGCACAUGUGUUUGUCCUCAAUUAAAGGCUGUUUGGCUGAUAAUUCCCAAACCGAAAGAGUCAACAAACUAGUAUUUGGGAUUGAUUUGUUUGGUAUGUUAUUUUUUAGAAGAUCUGAUAACUCAUGAAUCUCACCCCUCCUACUUUGGUAUAUUCUUACAGGCAGAGACACUUAAGUUUAAUGACCCUAGUAUACAUGUAUAUCAAUGUAAACACACCCACUCAGUGAUAAGGAUGUAUACUUUCAGAGUUUUUGUGGCCAAAUUUGAAAAUAUAGUGGCACAAAUUCCAUGCACAAGCCUAUAUUGUUGAAGAUUUUGUUACCAUCAGCCAACUUGGAAUGAGAAAUAGCAAGGGAAGAGGCGUCUUAUGAACGGUACUUAUAAGUUAACAUCUUUAAGGAAGGUGAAGAUAAAAUAAAAAUAAACCAAAACAAUAGAAAUAAAUCAUUAAUAAAAGAAUUGUGCAGUCCACUUAUCAAAACCGAUUUGAGUAGCUAGGGUUCCUGAAUAAGAUAUAAAGUCAAGACACUUAACUAUAAUUGCUUCUCUCCACCCAGGGGUAAAUGGGCACCUGUGAGGGCAGAGAUGGUUCUUGU
Messenger RNA from Asterias rubens (European starfish), 3330 nucleotides. RefSeq names its product BSD domain-containing protein 1-like. Gene Ontology annotation, cellular component: cytoplasm. The record is from RefSeq and is a predicted model, not a curated record. The transcript is spliced from 8 exons. The coding region runs from base 226 to 1587 and encodes 453 amino acids. NCBI's taxonomy places the organism in Eukaryota, Metazoa, Echinodermata, Asteroidea, Forcipulatida, Asteriidae.